Messenger RNA from Cydia fagiglandana, 515 nucleotides. It is a transcript of the gene Apf, whose product is annotated as bis(5'-nucleosyl)-tetraphosphatase [asymmetrical]. Bases 46 to 471 code for a protein of 141 amino acids. Gene Ontology annotation, molecular function: bis(5'-nucleosyl)-tetraphosphatase (asymmetrical) activity. NCBI's taxonomy places the organism in Eukaryota, Metazoa, Arthropoda, Insecta, Lepidoptera, Tortricidae. The transcript has 4 exons. Gene Ontology annotation, biological process: ATP biosynthetic process; AMP biosynthetic process. The record is from RefSeq and is a predicted model, not a curated record.
UUGAAAAUAUACUUAAGUGAUUAAGUGUAAAAUUCAAUUAAAAUCAUGUCGCCGACUCGUGCGGCCGGUUUAGUCAUCUUCAGAAAUAUAAAUCAAGCGGUACAGUUCCUUUUAUUACAAACAUCUUAUGGGGAACACCACUGGACUCCUCCAAAAGGUCAUGUUGAUCCAGGUGAAUCUGAUUGGAUUACUGCGUUAAGAGAGACAAAAGAAGAAGCUGGUUUAUCAGAAAAUGAGCUACUAGUGUAUAAGGAUAUUUCAAAGACACUGAACUACCAAGUAAAGGGAAAACCUAAAGUAGUUGUGUAUUGGUUGGCAAAGUUAAAAAAUCCAGAACAAGCGGUGACUCUCUCAGAUGAACACCAGCAACUGAAGUGGCUACCAUUGGAACAAGCCCAAGAGAUAUCCGGAUUUGAUGACAUGAAACAACUUCUUGCUGAAUUUCAUGAACAUGCUAAGAAAUUACUGUAAUAUAUUAUAUUUGUAGAAUAUAUUGUUCCACGCCACAUUAUCAA